CCCCUUUUCCAUCGCCGCCUUUUUUCCUAUUCGUUGCAACGCUACACACAAACUAACUUUACGCUUACCUCCACUACUCUCACCCUCCCUGCAACCCCCGUCCAACUCGGAAAAGCUUACACCAUGUACGUCAGGCGAGGACUUCCAAUAGUGGCUUUCAAAAAAGUCACUUCGCGUCGCCGUGCGUAUUACCCCCAUCCUCCGCGCGGUCAUCUUCGCAACCCGUGGCGGCGACUUCCAGAGCUUUGACACAACGAGGAAACAUGGUCGCAGCGGUAAAAGCGCCACUGGUAUCGCACCGUCAAACGGUCAACGACAACGUAGAGGGCCAUUCUGGCGGCGGCGGCGGCGGCGGCGGCGGCAGAGGCGCUCGUGCCGACCGAGCACGCACUACUGGAGGAACAACUACCCGGGGACCAAAGGCUGGUGGUGGCAAUAAUGGAGGAACUACGCUGCCACCCCUGGAUAUGACCGACCCAUCGUCGAAAUCCGCACACGCUGAGGCGGACACGGCGAACGAGGAUGGCACGAUACGACGGCACUCUGCGGCGGUGGCGGCUGAGAGUGAUUCAAAGGGAGAGAACAAUGGUGUUGGAUCUGGAGGAAGAGUGCCGUUGUUGUUGAAGGAUAAGUUGGGUGUCGAGCAUAGGACCCCUAUGGGGGAGUAUGUGCCGCCACAAGGGGGAUUGCCGCUUUCGAGUCUUGCCCUCCCCACCCCCUCCCCCCAAUCCUACACCCCCCUCCUCCCCCCCAACGGCCGUCAAGUCUCCAUCCUCGGCAAACACCCCGACCCCUCCUCCGACUCCACCAACGAAGGGCCCGGCCCGUCAAAGUACAACACCGACCCCAUCAAAGUCGUGUUUGAGGAAGCCCCCAAAUGGAGCUUUGCGGGGAGUCGUGGGAAGGAGAGUCAUGCGCUUGUGAAGAGGGAGGGGGAGGAGAGUUUGCCCGGUGCGGCGACGUAUUUCCCUACGGAUAGGACGGUCGGGAGGGACGCGCCCAGCUUUUCUUUGAGUGGGAGGUUUGAGACGCAAUUUCCGGAAGACCCCGGACCAAGCGCCUACUUCCCCAAAGCAACUGUCGGGCGAACCACACCGCCUAAAUACUCCUUUGGGCGGAAGUACAUCUCCAUUGACGACUCAACGCCAGGCCCGCAAUCCUACGACGUCGCAUCGCAUAAACUUCCCCCGCACGCAUCAACCGCGCCGGCAUUCACGUUCCGGCCAAAGUUGGGCGGUGACGUGUUUGAGACGUCGGAAGCUGGUGGAACACCUUCACCAAACGCCUACUUCCCAAAACUCCCCUGGAACGAACGCGCCGCGACACUGAAAGGCUGGUAUGCGGAAAGCAAGGCCCUGAAGACGCCCGGCCCAGCAAGUUUCCUCAUCAAAGAUCAGUCCACGGGCCCGCAGUUCUCGCUGAGGGGGAAGCCUCAUACACCGGGAGCGGCGGGCGACUCCCCCGGCCCGGCAACAUAUAACCCGAACCUGAAUGGGUCGAUGGAGAAGCGGCCGGCGUAUACGCUGGGGGGGAGGCCUGGGAGUCAGAAUGGCGGGGCGUCCCGCCCGACGACGGCAGCAGCGGGCCCCGGCCCGUCGGAGUACACGCCGCGCGACAGGCAGGUCAGAAGCAACGAUGGGCCGAAGGUCACGUUGAAGGGGCGGUGGAAGGUGUUUGCAGCAAGCACCCCCGGCCCAUCAGACUACAACGUCCCCCAACGCUUCCUCACACCCCUGCAGCUCGCGCGGUUCGAGGAGGCGUGCAGGAAGCGGAAGGAAGCUAAACAAGCCGGUACCCAACCCCCCACAACCACCCCCCAAGUCGACCAGCACACGACCCCCGGCCCGGGGACGUACACCCACAUCGACACGAACGUCGUCAAGCGCGCCGCGCCGGCGUUCUCGCUCGGGAAACGGCUGCCCACUGAACUCUCCCGUCUUCAAGCGCGGCAGCAGACACCACAUGGGACGGCCAAGGCGGUUGUUGAGGAUAGCGGGGAGGGUGAGAAGGGCAGGAAGGGAAGUAAAGGCCCGAGUUUGAAGAGCCGGAUGUCGCCGUUUGUGACCAUCUUCCCGAGUACGAGGAUGGAUACGUUGAGGGUGCGGGGUUGAUAGGAAUUUUUGGCAGGAUCGGGGGGGGCGGGGGAAUUUUUUUUGGGAAGGGGCGUUUCCGGGACGAGAUUGGGGGAGAUUACAUGAGGAUACAGGACUAACAGGUAGAAUUGAGGUAAUGAUUAGGGAUAGCGAGGAGUGGAAGGGGUUCGUCUUGGUAGCAGUGAGACUUUUGGGAAGCUUUACAUAAUGGAGACUGAUAUAAACCACCAGAAUAUAGAAUGAGCUACGGACGGGCAGCUUGGCCUCGUGUAGGUACCCAAUGCAAGAACAUCCAGACUUCCCCCUUCGGAAGCAGGGUGAGAUUUAGCC
Fimicolochytrium jonesii is the source of this 2423-nucleotide messenger RNA. RefSeq lists its product as uncharacterized. NCBI's taxonomy places the organism in Eukaryota, Fungi, Chytridiomycota, Chytridiomycetes, Spizellomycetales, Powellomycetaceae. Bases 264 to 2111 code for a protein of 615 amino acids. The record is from RefSeq and is a predicted model, not a curated record. The transcript is spliced from 9 exons.